This is a messenger RNA of Metarhizium robertsii ARSEF 23, 1161 nucleotides long. Its product is annotated as Peptidase T2, asparaginase 2. The transcript has a single exon. Gene Ontology annotation, molecular function: ATP binding; aminoacyl-tRNA ligase activity. Lineage: Eukaryota; Fungi; Ascomycota; Sordariomycetes; Hypocreales; Clavicipitaceae. Bases 1 to 1161 code for a protein of 386 amino acids. Gene Ontology annotation, biological process: asparaginyl-tRNA aminoacylation. The record is from RefSeq and is a predicted model, not a curated record.
AUGGCUGCACACGUCGAGACAAACCGACCCAGAGAGCUGAAUGAGCGUCUCACGGGAGAGCUGCUGCCUGCCAGAGGCGCCUCCAUCCAGCCCGCGGACGGCAAGAAGCCAGUGCCGCGCCUCUGGGAUCUCGGAGACGCAUUCGCCGUGUCUGCCCUCAAGUCUCCAUGGUACCAGUCGCUAUUCGACAUUCAGAGCACCUUCUUCCACGCCUCCAUCGACUUCUUCCGCAAGCCCGACCUUGACUACAGCUACCUGCUAGUGCCGCUGACCACGGGCAGCAUCAGCUCGCCCAUGGGCCUGGGAUCCGACUCGAUGCCCGUGUCCAUCAAGCUGCACGGCGAGGACACGUACCUCGCCGACUCGCAGCAGUUCCUCCUCGAGUACGCCCUCCGGUACAACGACAAGGCCCAGGGCGCCUACUACGUCGGCACCAGCUGCCGCGGCGAGGACCACGACAGCACCCACCUCAACCAGUUCUGCCACGUCGAGUGCGAGCUGCGCGGCGGCCUCGGCGCCGGCAUGGACGUGGCCAACCGCUACAUCGUCGCCGUGACCGAGGAGCUGCUCCGCCGGCACGGCGACGCCAUCAAGGCCCAGGCAGGCUCGACGCAGCACAUGACGGACCUGCUGCAGCUGUUUGCCCGCAACGGAAACAAGUUCCCCACCAUCACGCUGGACGAGGCCCUGCGCCUGCCCGAGAUGCAGAAGGGCGAGGGCACCAUGUGGGAGUACACCGUCGCCGGCCGCCCCGAGUGCGGCCGCUCGCUCAAGCGCAAGGGGGAGCAGGCCCUCGUCGCCCGCUUCGGCGGCGCCUGCUGGGUCGUCGAAAUGGACCACCUCGGCGUGCCCUUUUACCAGGCCUACACCGACGCCACGGCCAAAAAGGCCCUCUGCGGCGACCUGCUGCUGGGCCUGGGCGAGGUCGUCGGCUGCGGGAACCGGCACACCACGGCUGACGAGGCCCUGGCCGCCCUGAAGCAGCACGACGUCGACCCCGCCUGCUACGCCUGGUACAUUGAGAUGCGCAAGUUCAAGGCCCUCAACACCACCGGCUGGGGUAUCGGGUCCGAGAGGUUCUUGAGCUGGGUCUUGCAGCACGACGACGUGCGAGAUGUCCAGCUUCUGCCUAGGCUCAAGGGGCUCAACUGCGCUCCGUGA